CACCAUUCAACCUUCUCCUUUCUGGCCCUUCAUUUUUUUCUGUCUACUCUACUUUGCUCUCUCUCACACCUUAACACACAUUCAAACGUGAAGAAAAUAUAAAUUAAUUAAUGGCUUUGCAGGUCCAAUUAUACAGGCCAGCUCCAAGGACCACAAUUGGGUCAGUGAUGCAGAAUUCUUCAUCACAAGCACCAUGUUAUACGCAGCAGUCUAUGGUCUGCGUCACAGGUGAUUACAAUCAAGCGAUGAAGAGAAAAGAGAGAGGGCUGUCCGUGCAGUGGAGGGUCAAGGCUAGUUUGGACACUGCGGCGGCGGCGGCAGCGGCAGCGGCCGCCUCCGGUGAGGUUGCUGCGGUGGUGGGUCAGGUGACUGAGGUUAAUAAGGACACCUUUUGGCCCAUUGUUAAAGCUGCCGGUGAUAAGACUGUCGUCCUCGAUAUGUACACUCAGUGGUGUGGUCCUUGUAAGGUGAUUGCUCCAAAAUUUCAAGAAUUGUCUAAGGAAUAUCUUGAUGUUGUCUUCCUAAAGUUGGACUGCAACAACGAUAACAAGCCACUGGCAAAGGAGUUGGGAAUUAAGGUGGUUCCAACCUUCAAGAUAUUGAAGGAUAGCAAGAUAGUUAAAGAAGUUACGGGAGCCAAAUUCGAUGAUAUAGUUGUGGCAAUCAAUAAUGCAAGAUCCCGUUAAUAUGCUUUCGCUUCCCCGCCCCCUCCCCCUUGUAAACUGUAACUUGGUUAUAGUACAUACAUGAACUUAAUGGAAUUGAUUAUUAAGAACCUACUAGUCUUCGUUACUUUUAAGAUCAUUGAGAAAGGAUGAAGUGAAUAUGUUUUUAACUGAAGAAAAUGAUUCAUUCUGUAUUGUAAAAUUUAUGACCUUCACAAA
Molecule: messenger RNA, 884 nt
Organism: Olea europaea var. sylvestris
Lineage: Eukaryota; Viridiplantae; Streptophyta; Magnoliopsida; Lamiales; Oleaceae
Product: thioredoxin F-type, chloroplastic-like
Exons: 3
Coding region: 111-686 (191 amino acids)
Source: RefSeq, a predicted model, not a curated record